UCGAUAGCCGGCCGAUAGUUCUUAGGCAACAGCUGAUGAUACUCUAGAAGAAAGCAUAACUCUCUUGGACUUAUUCGCUUCGAUAGCAAUCAAAUAUUUGGUUAUAUAUCAAAUUUAUCGUGUUUUGCUAUCGCUAUUUCAAUUUAUCAUAAUUUUUUAAUUAUGAAGUACAAAUUUUUAAAAUCAACCAUUAUAAUGUCGGGUUGAAAAAGAAGCCAAAAUUUAAGAAUAAGGGCAUCCAUGUUCCCUUAUGGUCGGCUUAUUUUGCUUCUUGUUUUGAUUUUGCGACGACGUAGCCGCGUACGACUUCCACAUAUCCCACAUCCACGCUGGCUGUAGUCCACUGACCAUGCCCAUCCGGUAAUUGAAUUAGCGACACCUAUUGACACACCGACUGACCCAAGAUGCAGCGCCAGCAGCUUUCCGGCGUCUAUGGCUGCAUCGCUUUAAUCCUGUCCCUCCUGCUGCUGAAUAUGGGAGAUGUUGCUGGCCAGAAGCAGUACUCCAAGGCCCGAAAGCUGGAGCUAAGGGAGGAUGUUCGCCGAAUGUUCCAGCACGCAUACGAUGGCUAUUUAAGACACGCCUCCAAUUACGAUGAACUGCGUCCGCUGACCUGCGAUGGGCACGAUACCUGGGGCAGCUACUCUCUGACGCUAGUCGACGCCCUGGACACCCUCGCCGUUAUGGGAAACUUUACGGAGUUCCGGAGAGUCAGUCGCUUGCUGGAGCAGAAGAUGAACUUCGAUAGAGACAUCAAUGUAUCGGUCUUUGAGACCAAUAUCCGCAUUGUCGGCGGCCUGCUCUCCGCCCACCUGCUCUCCAAGAAGGCCGGUGUGGAACUGGAGGCAGGAUGGCCGUGCCAGGGUCCGCUGCUACGCCUGGCGGAGGAUGUUGCCCGGCGCCUGCUGCCGGCCUUCGAUACGAAUACCGGCAUGCCCUACGGCACCGUCAAUCUGCGUUAUGGCGUGCCCAAAGGCGAGACAUCGGUAACCUGCACAGCUGGCGUUGGAACCUUCCUAAUUGAAUUCGGAACCCUGAGCCGGCUGACGGGGAACAGCAUCUACGAAGAGGUGGCCCUACAGGCGGUUCACGCGCUCUGGGCCCACCGCUCGUCCAUCGGCCUCUUUGGCAACCACAUCGAUGUGCAGAGCGGCCGCUGGACAGCCCUGGACUCGGGCAUUGGAGCGGGAGUGGACUCUCUGUUCGAGUACCUGGUGAAGGCGGCCAUGCUUCUCAACCGGCCGGAGCUGCUGGAACUCUUUCACGAGGCGCGGGCCGCUAUCGACAAGUACAUGCGCAAGGAGGACUGGUAUGUGUGGGUGGGCAUGAACAAGGGCCACGUCACCCUUCCCGUGUUUCAGUCCCUGGAGGCAUUUUGGCCCGGCAUUCUGAGUAUAAUCGGAGACACAGAGCCGGCCGUGCGCACCAUAACCCGGUACAUUGGGGUGUGGAAGAAGUACGGCUUCCUGCCGGAGUUCUACAACAUAGCUGCUGGAGAGGCGUCGCCAAACCGGGAGGUGUAUCCCCUGCGCCCCGAACUGAUCGAGUCGGCGAUGUACCUGUACCGGUCCACCAAAAACGAGUACCUGCUGGAGCUGGGCGAGCACAUGCUGGAAACCCUGGAGUUUAGUGCCAAGACCAAGUGUGGCUAUGCCACGAUUCGCAACGUUGUCACGCACGAGAAGGAGAAUCGCAUGGAGUCCUUCUUCCUGGCCGAGACGAGCAAGUACCUGUACCUGCUCUUCGACGAGGACAACUUCCUGCACAACGAUGGCACCGGUGGGGAGCUACUCUCCACCGAGGAGGACGUUUGCGUGGUGCAGGCGGGGGCCUACAUAUUCAACACCGAAGCCCAUCCCAUGGACAUGUCGGCUCUGCACUGCUGCCACGCCCACAAGGAGGAUAUUUAUGCCUCGUUGGAUCUGCAGCGCUUCAGUCAGCAGGCGAUUUUCGAGCGGAGUCGCAAGCGUCAGAUGGCAGUGCAGGAUCAGUGGGUGCCGCAGUGCCAGCCGGAUAACUACCAUGGUUUCUUCCAAGCCCAGCCGGAGGCGGAGCAGGAGCACAGGAGUGCGAGCAUCAAGGAUCGAGAGCCCCACACCACCACAAUGGCCGUGGACAUUGAAGUUUUUGAUGAAUUCCAGCAACCGGCGGGGGAUGUGCUGGUGAGCAACUUUGAGAGGAUUCGCGAGGAGCGGGAGCUGAACCAGAGCGUGCAGCGGAGCGAGGUGCCGAGGAACCAGCUGACGGUCAGUGAUCUGGACGAAUUUUUUGCCCAGCGGAGGGAGAGCUUCGCAUCCGUCGCCGAUACGUUGAAAUAUGUGCUUGCCUUUAUGAACAACUUCACCAUGGACGUGGCCUUCAUCCGGGGAUUGCAGCUGUACGACGGCAACAUCACCAACGUCCUGGGCACCAGUGCCCAGAAGGAGUACGAGUCCCGGAUGCGCUCCCUGUGGCAGCUGUACGAGCUGGAGCAGCAGUACGCGGCCAAUAUCCGGCUAAUCAAGGGGCUGGGCUUGCUCAGCUUCCAGGCGGACGGAGAGCGUAUGCGCAGCUACUUGUCGGAGGUGCUGGACAGCCUAGACCGGCACGACACCUCGAAUACCUCGUCGCCCAUUCGCGACAUCAUUGCAAGCGCUCGAAUGGGUUAUGUCGUGGCGAUGGCCAACACCACCGCCAUGCAGGAGUUUGCCCACCGGAUCUUCAGGAGUGGCAGCACGGAGGCGGCAACCCGCUUCCACGCACUGCUGAAGCCCGAGGACAUGGGCCAGCCGGAGCACCUGAAGGCUCUGACGUUGGCCGAGGAGCGCGAACUCUUCCGCUACACCCGCAGAAUAGUGGACUUUCGCAAACGCAUGUCAGAGACGGUGGACCGCCUGCAGACCAUCAUGCAGGACAUUACGCCGGCCAAAAGCAAGGAGGUUGAUCCUCCAGAUGCCACCAAACAGGUUCAGGAAACCGAAGCCCAGCCAGCGAAUAGCCAAAUGAAAAUAGAGGGCAAGCAGCAGCCCGGUGGAGGAGAUGUAAGCCCCAAGUCGGCAGAUGCCACAGCCCUAGCGGAGAAAGCGGAGCCGGACGAAGCCGGAGGAUCUGUGUGGUCGCAGUUCGUGCAGACCAUUCUCCGGAAGGCGACCGUGCAGCGGGUGAAGUUCGACGAGUCCGUGCUGCUGGAGAAGACGCGCAAGGCGCUGGAGAAGCACACCCACAAGGAGCUGCCCCACCACCUGUUCGCCUGCCACCGACCGGAGUAUAUCGAAUCCCUCGCCUACCGGGACUUUUAUCCGGAGGCCCUGUAACCCAAACCCUCGAUAACUAAACACGACUGAUCUGUAGAUAUGUAUUUAGUUAGUUAAGGGGUAUUCGCACUGGUAACUAGUACUGGUAACUGGGCACUGAUACCUCACGGAGUACUCUCGAUCCCGUCAUUCCCAAUCGGAUUAAAUCCCCAGAUCCCGCAGGGGUUACCUUGUAAAUUGUCUAUUGUUUCAUCCCCCACACCCCCUAAUUUUUAGAAAAUUUUUAGCAAUCUUUUUUGUUUUGUGAGAAAAGUGUAUGUAUUUAAAAGAUAGUUUUAAAAUAAGAAGCAUUUAGUGAAUGUUUUUAGGGUAACUACCUCCAAAGGUUCUUUUGCAUUUCCCUUCCCAAUCCCCGAUGUAAACUCCGACAAACAAUUUAGAAUUAAAUCGAAAUGACUUAAAAAAUAAUGACUUUAGUUUAAGUGCCAAGGGUUCGAUGUACAUACCGGAUGAAUUUUAUAAAUGAUUGUACAUUAAAGUUUGGUAAAUACUUGAAAAUAUCAUAGAACCUCUAAUCCUUUCAAGGGCCCAGGAUAAUGGAUCUGGCGCGCCACUGUGAAUACCCCUUGAGCAAACCUCCACUUGUUCCGGCAAUUAAUUUAUUAACAUACACUUAAAUAUAUGAAUUAGUCUAUAUUUGUGGUAUACUGAA
Molecule: messenger RNA, 3945 nt
Organism: Drosophila bipectinata
Lineage: Eukaryota; Metazoa; Arthropoda; Insecta; Diptera; Drosophilidae
Gene: Edem1
Product: ER degradation-enhancing alpha-mannosidase-like protein 2
Biological process (GO): mannose trimming involved in glycoprotein ERAD pathway; endoplasmic reticulum mannose trimming; carbohydrate metabolic process
Cellular component (GO): endoplasmic reticulum; membrane
Molecular function (GO): calcium ion binding; mannosyl-oligosaccharide 1,2-alpha-mannosidase activity
Source: RefSeq, a predicted model, not a curated record